Penicillium maclennaniae is the source of this 2502-nucleotide messenger RNA. RefSeq lists its product as uncharacterized. The transcript has 3 exons. The coding region runs from base 1 to 2502 and encodes 833 amino acids. Lineage: Eukaryota; Fungi; Ascomycota; Eurotiomycetes; Eurotiales; Aspergillaceae. The record is from RefSeq and is a predicted model, not a curated record.
AUGAGUUCCCACGGCCGUCAGAAGAAGCGCGAAUGUCGACUCAAUCUGCCCGACCUUCCUUGCAAGAUCUCGAACGAGCCGCCGGAAUUCAGCCCAAGGUCAAGUUGGGACCUCGUCCCUCUGUCGACUCUACUGGAAGGCCUCGUACUUCUGGGACGUCAAGGAACGCCGAUCAACGCCCCGUCGCCUCACUUCCCUCCGGCAUGCGCUCGUCUUCAUUACGAAGACCGAAUGUUGACGCCCCUCGUCCCCGAUCUCAAGGAAGCUCCUUUGCGUCCAAACCAAUUAGUCGAGCACCCCCGAUCCCCCCCGCUCUUGGUUCCUCCCCCGAACAUCCCAAUUUCCAGACCGCCAUUGUCACCUGGCGCCAAGUCGUUGGGCGCAUUGUCAACCUCCUCUGGGAUGACGCCAGAGAAAGAGCGCUUGAUGAAGGCCCUACAGCAAAGAAAGAAACAGAUGGCAAAACGAGCGGAAGCGACCAAGAAGAAGCAGAGUAUCGAAGAAGAUCAGGAAGCAGAAAUCGAUAAUGUAAACCCCAACGAAGAGAACAAGGAGAAUAUCAACCUGGUACCUGGACGUGAGGCACAGGGGCUGGAAACUGCGCGAGACGAUCAAGAAGAGAACCCAGUUGAGCUGACAGUGCCACCUCUUGAACCUGAGCCUCAAUCCGAGCCUCAGGAGGAAGAGAUGCUUUCCGCUGCAGUGUUCAGGCCAGAAGCCCCGGCUAUGGUAGACUUUGAGGGCAGACGUUCUGCAUUUCACAACGACCCUAGCGCCGAUAAUACGUUCCCUGUCGAGCACGGUGAGACUACCCUGGAUACUGUUCAGUCCCAAACGCUGCAGACGGUCUCUGAGGAUGAAACUCGCGCCGAGAAUACCGACUCCGCAAUUCCUGGCCAAAAUGAGACUAAGGGUGACCUAGUCCCACCUAGCGCCAAUCUCGAGGAUCCACUUGACAAGGAGUCGACAGAAACCUCAUCCCCGAACCUAGAACUCCAGAAUACUUCGCCUUCACAUCAACCUAUUGUUCCGUUGAUGGAGAACGAAUCAUUGGAUGCCCCAAUUGUAGUCACCGGUCCGGCAGAGGCCCCUGAGUCCACUCCUCGCCUAGACACGUCACCUGCAGGCGUUCCCCUUAACACUGAGAUCGAGCAGUCGGUUACUCCUGUCUUUGUUUCGAUUGACCCGGUCCCGACGGUUGAGGCUCUUCCUGAGGCACCAUCCGUCGAAAAGACUAACCCCAUCCCAUUGGACCAAAGAAGGAAGGUCCACCUGGAACCGAUUCAAGUUCACACUCCUGAGCACUCAGAAGACGACGACAAUCUAUCCGACGAUUCCUUUAUGGAAGAACUGAGAUCGGCUACUGUCCAGGAGGCCAGACCAGUCUCUGUCAAGACCCCCCGAUCUGUGUCAAGCUCGUAUACUGAAAACGGGCCCCCGACUCCAUUGCUUGUGGCCAAGAAGGUCAAUGUGUCUUCUGGCAUCUCGAGUCGUAUCAAAGCUUUGGAAAAGUUCCAGAGCCGGGAGGGCACUCCUCCAAGCGGCAACCACACUGUGACGGGGCCUUCCGCAUCCUCGUCUUUUGAUAGCCUUCGCAAGCGUGCAUCUGUCUCUUAUGGAAGCCCUGAGAGCUAUUCCCGUGCACCAAGCUUAAACCGACAAGACUCGCAUUCAAGCCCAAACGUGCGCCGCACCAGCAUCUCGGUAACGGCUCGCAUUGUCCGUGAAAACGGUGCUUCUCCUGGAUCUAAUGGUGUCGAGCCCACCGAGACCGACGUUCUUGGUCUCCAGGCUAGUCCCUUGACCGUGCAGCACGGCUCAAGCCAAGAGCCCUUACCUUCCAGUGAACCGGCGGAGUCUAUUCCUCAGUCAGAGGACCGCAGCACGUCCAUUUCAUCUGCCGGGUCAAACAUGCGGCCAUCCUCAGCGUCUCGCCCUGUAGGCCGCCCCUCGCUAUCCUCGCGCCCCAAGACCGAUGACAACCUUCAUGCGACCUCGCCUACUACCGAAGAGAAGAAGGCAUCCCGUGCCUCGCGUAUCAUGCGUCGCAUGUCUUCUAUGACAACCACUUCCCGUCGCAGCAUUAUUGGCGCUCUCAGCCCGCCAGCGAAAGAGCAAGACAUCAGUCCGAUGAAUACUAGGACGGUCUCGGCAUCUUCGUCCCGUACUCAUGUCUCGGAGCCUAUUGACAUCGGCGAAGUCAACGUGCAAUUCCCCGAUACUCUCCUUUGGAAGCGCCGGUUCAUGCGGAUCGACGAGAACGGAUACGUAGUUCUCACGCCCGCUACCAAUGAUGCAAGUGCUCGCAACAUGACCAAGCGGUACCAUCUUACCGAGUUUCGAACCCCUUGUCUGCCCGACGAGGACAUGCAGGAAUUGCCUAACAGCAUUCUUCUGGACUUUUCGGAUGGCAGUACCCUCCAGUGCGCAUGUGAGACGCGGCAGGGACAAUCGUCUGCCCUUCAGACUCUUAUUGAUGCUCACAGCGCACACCAGCAAUGA